Messenger RNA from Limulus polyphemus (Atlantic horseshoe crab), 4474 nucleotides. Its product is annotated as transcription factor COE3-like. The coding region runs from base 844 to 2613 and encodes 589 amino acids. The transcript has 15 exons. The record is from RefSeq and is a predicted model, not a curated record. Lineage: Eukaryota; Metazoa; Arthropoda; Merostomata; Xiphosura; Limulidae. Gene Ontology annotation, biological process: regulation of transcription by RNA polymerase II. Gene Ontology annotation, molecular function: RNA polymerase II cis-regulatory region sequence-specific DNA binding; DNA-binding transcription factor activity, RNA polymerase II-specific.
GGCGGAUGGAUGUAAUUUAUGAUAAUAUAAUGAUAAUCAAAAUAUUUUAGGAUAUCCCACGCUUCAAGUUUCCUUGUAUUUGAUUGGGUCCUUAAAAAUGUUCUCGUCUCUCAUUGGUUGGUUUGCUUACUAGAAGGCGGGUUAAAUGUCCAUCACCUGUUGGCGCUUCUACCAACCGCUCCCACGAGGCGUCAUCCUUGGGGAGGUGCCUGUUACUCGACCUAGUGAGUGAGCACAAAAGACGACCUCGGUAGGUUUCUCUGCUUCAAAUCACCAUUUACGGAACCCUGUGUGAAUCUCGGCUUCAUACUGGAGCUCGUGAAGGACACGGACCGCGUGGCGCACAACUUAGAAAAUCGUGAAGCAGACUGCCUCUUAUACCGGAAUCAGAAUUCUUUGAAAAACAGCAGGAAAGAAAGUGCUUUGGGCGAUAUCGCGAGGGGAAUUCAACACAAGCCGUCGGGAGUCGAUUAAAAGCCGUUGUAGCCAGAGGCUUGAGCCAGCAUUAGUCUACACCCCUGACAGUUGAUGCGAGAGCACGUGGAGAAGCUAAUCUUUCUAGUAGCAAGCGAGUGUGCUUCUGUCCCCGAGCAGCGGUUUGAGACCUAAAUCACGAUCCCAAAACGGGAGGUGGCAUCACAGCCAUAGCCAGGAGACCUAAAGCCCAGACAGUCAAAUCUAAAGAAACACGAACAGAGGAAAAUCUAGAACACGUUUUCACAGACACUUCCUGAUAAUCUAAUCAAAAGAGAAAAACCCUCUUUCUCUCAAGUUCGUUAGGCUAAGGGGUGCAAGGUGCAUUCGGAAGACAUCUUGGCGAAGACCGUGCGACCCACGUGGCCGAUGUUCGGGCUGCAGGAGGGAGGGCUGCAGCCCCGAGGUCCUAUGGCCACGCUAAAAGAAGAGCCCCUGGGUACGGGUCAGCUGGGAACAGUCCGAAGCGGUUGGAUGCAGCCUGCCAUGAUCGACCAGACAACGGGCAGUGUCGGCUUAGGACGGGCUCACUUCGAAAAACAACCUCCGUCCAACUUAAGAAAGAGCAACUUCUUUCAUUUCGUGGUAGCCCUCUAUGACAAGGCUGGUCAACCGGUGGAAGUGGAGAGGUCAUGUUUUGUCGGGUUCGUGGAGAAAGAUCAGGAAAGUGACGGGCAAAAAACCAACAAUGGCAUACAUUAUCGUCUUCAGCUGCUCUACGCCAGCGGUGUGAGGCAAGAACAAGAUAUGUACGUUCGGCUGAUCGACUCAGUGACAAAACAGGCUAUCGUCUAUGAGGGACAGGAUAAAAACCCUGAAAUGUGCCGAGUUCUGCUCACACACGAAGUCAUGUGUAGCCGUUGUUGUGACAAGAAAAGUUGUGGGAACAGGAAUGAAACCCCGUCGGAUCCAGUGAUUAUUGACCGGUUUUUCCUUAAGCUAUUCCUCAAAUGCAACCAGAAUUGCCUGAAAAACGCAGGAAAUCCUCGGGACAUGCGGCGGUUUCAGGUUGUUAUUUCAACACAAGUCACAGUAGAUGGCCCUCUGUUGGCAGUUUCUGACAACAUGUUUGUACACAACAACUCGAAACACGGCAGAAGAGCCAAAAGACUGGACCCAACAGAAGUUCUGUUUACAGCAACACCAUGUAUUAAAGCCAUCUGUCCCAGUGAAGGUUGGACGACAGGGGGCAGCACAGUUAUAAUCAUUGGAGAUAAUUUUUUCGACGGUCUUCAGGUUCUGUUCGGUACUAUGUUAGUGUGGAGUGAAUUGAUUACAUCACAUGCUAUCCGAGUCCAGACACCCCCACGUCAUAUUCCUGGUGUUGUGGAAGUCACUUUGUCGUACAAAUCUAAGCAGUUUUGUAAAGGAGCACCUGGAAGAUUUGUCUACGUUUCUCUGAAUGAACCUACAAUUGAUUAUGGUUUCCAACGUUUGGCGAAACUCAUCCCUAGACACCCCGGUGAUCCAGAAAAACUUCCCAAGGAGAUCAUAUUAAAGAGAGCAGCGGACCUAGCAGAAGCCCUGUAUAGCAUGCCGAGGAACAACCAGCUAGCACUUCCAGCGCCACGAUCCCCAGCUCUAAACAAUACCACAGCGAUGUCAGGCUUCAAUGCAUACACUGGUCAGUUGGCUGUAAACGUCCAAGAAAAUGGUACAGAGUAUGGACGAGUCCAGAGCAAUAGUGUAUCCCCCAGAGGAUACGGAUCGAACACAUCGACCCCCCAUAGCACAAACGGAGCGACUUACGGGGCGGCGACCAUGAAUGGAGGUUAUGGAGGGCCAGGAAACCUUGGGAAUAUGGCGGUACCAGGUUCUCCAGGUCUUUUUAAUGUACCGUGUUUUACCGGUGGUGGAGGAUCGGGAACUUCUUCACAAGCCCUGUUCUCCGGAAGCCUGGCCAUGGGCAACAGGCUGUCAGAUGUCCGACAAGAGGGUGCCUUUGCCCUGGUCUCUUCCUCGUCUUGCAGCAGUACUGUGUUUGGGUCUUGCCCCGGGAGGGGGGUUGCAGCUACCUUUCCCUGCAGAAAAGGAAUGGGCGGGAUUGUAUCUUCACCUUUUGCAGCCAUGAAUCCUUUUGCUCUGCCAACUUGCAACGGUCAGUCCUACGGCAGCUCAAUCGUUUCUUCAGCCAAAUGACCAGAAUGGUAUACGCACAUCCCUGCUCCUCAGGUCGCCGAGGUUAACUUCGCACACUAGUGACUGAAGAGAAUGGCUAAGCCUAACUAACAAACCUCAGAUUUUUGACACCAAAGAUUUUAUCUGAAUCAACUUUGUUCUUUUUGUUAUUUUGUGAUUGUGUUUUGAUCUCAGCUUUUUAGGCGUUUGCGCCUUAUUUAAUCCUGUGGAGAACUUCUAGGGUUGUGCGCAUUCCAGCAGCUAUAUGGAACAGUGGAAUGUCAAGCUGUAAACCAUCAAAAAGGGUAAAUUGAUCCUUAAAACUUCAAGACUAUGUAUUCCUUGACCAAGAAAGAAAGAUAUGGUUUGUCCUUAUGAGAUGUUGUUUUGUGUCAUGCUCGUGACAAAUAUAUAUAUAGUAAAACGUUUUGUGACCGAAGAAUUGUGUAACAUACGAUGAAACAGUUAUUGAAAUAAUUAUUCUUUACCGAUUGUAUUAAAGGAACUUGUGAGAAGCUGUUUUCACAGCAGAAGAGGUCAAGGUCAAAUUCAAAAGAAAUCCUCCUUCUUUUCCUUUCUAAUUGGUUGAAACGUGUAGGUAACGUUUGAAAUAUAAAUGUUACCUAUAUAUUUUCGUGCUCAAUUGUUGUUAUAUUUAUGGCGUAUUUAGAGUAAUGGUUAUGGCUAUUUGAUGUUACCUGUUGCCAUGAUUAAUUUUUUAUGUAUUUCAUUAUGGUAGUAUGAAUUCUGCAUGGCAAAUAUCAUUAGUUAUGCUCAUAUAUAUGAGGGUUCUUUUUCUAGUCCUGUAAAAAAAGAAUGCUUCAACUAUUUCAGAACAGUAAUUACAUAAAACAUGACACGGUAAAAAGAAUAAAUAACUUUUUCAGGUACCGUUUUCAAAACGAAGUCCUUUAGUGGGUAAGCAGUAGAUUAACGCACUUGCAUAACUAAAAUUCGGGGUUCGAUUUCCUGCCGUGAACAUAGCGCAGAUUGUCCGAUGUGUAUCUAUGCGCUCAUAAAACAAUAUCAAAAACAAAUCUAGUAUAUAUAUCACAUUUGAAUUUAUACUUAUCAAAUUUUGUGAAACAGAAAAAGGCUCAAUGAUUUUUAACGUUUUUCUUAGAUUGAUUUUUUUUUUACAUAAAAUACGCUCUAUAAAGAAAUCGUUUUUUUCUGAUAAUGUUUCAUAUUGAUUUUUGAACGGACCACAAAUCACACAAAGUGAAAUGUAUUUUUCUUAUUCUUCGAACAUUGACUCAACAAAAGUUAAUAUUGAAGACUAUGCUUCACCUGACACAACCAAAAACUGGCCGUGAUCCAUGGAAUUGUAGUGACACUUCAGUGGCACUCAUUGGUUUAAGGGAUAUAUUUACCUCACCUCUUACGUGCCAUUUGUAAAGAAAUUUACCAUUCGUAUUCAUGUAAAUAAUAAAGAAAGCGUAAACACUCAUUUUGUGAUCUUAUUGUAAAAUGUUCUGUGUAAAGAUUGUAUUAAUUUAUUGUAUGUUCUCUGGGAGUGUCAAAAGUGUUACUUAAUUUUCUGGGUGGAAUUUACAAACAAGUUUCUUUAUUUGUAUUCCUCAAUAAUGUCAUAUUUCAACGACUAAUUCGCCAAAGUCAAUACAUUGUUUUUUUCUCUACAGUUAACCCUAAUGAUUAUUUAAGCCUGCUAUUCACUUCUUGUGGCUCAGUUUUGUACUUUCUCUUGUAGUCGUGCAAUAAAGUGUCCAUCUUGUAAAGAAAAGAUUAGAGGUUUUUACAUAUUGAAGGAUAAGUGACGUAAAUACAUAAACGGAAAAAUAUAUUCAUUGAUCUAACUGCGUUUUGCACAUAAACAAUUAUGUUCUUUCUUGAAAUGUAAAUAAACCGUUUUUAAAAUUCA